This is a messenger RNA of Zea mays, 4736 nucleotides long. RefSeq lists its product as uncharacterized. The record is from RefSeq and is a predicted model, not a curated record. The coding region runs from base 3664 to 4086 and encodes 140 amino acids. The transcript has 3 exons. Lineage: Eukaryota; Viridiplantae; Streptophyta; Magnoliopsida; Poales; Poaceae.
AACUCGUAUGUGUAGCUGACGACUAGCAAUAUACCGAGAGAGACGUAGAUAUGCCACCGAUAUAGAACGCUAUUGCCACGUUAUGUUGGCAAAAUUGGUGAGGCCGAAUAGGACGAACAUGCAUCCUGAUUGCUGCAUUGUGUUUGUUGUUUGCGCAUAGAGAUGCUUCCCUCACCUUUAUUCUAAUAAUAGGUGAUGGUGAACGAACAUGCUUUUCUCAUCUUUAUUCUGAUAAUAAAUAAUUGGAAAAUGUGUGAAGCAUGAUUGUCCUAUAAGCAAAUUUCUAGCUUUGUUUGUUGUGUCCUUUAGACAUGUAUUUAUGAGGCCUGUGGUUCUUAGUCAAUUGACCGCUAGUGCAACUUGGGUUUUUUUUCGUGCUUGUGUGCUGGUAGAAUGUAGGUAGUUUGUUUACAUAAACCCAAAGCUAGGUAAUGUCCUCGUUUAGUGAACCAUAACCCAAAUCGUCCUCAAUCCUCCAAAAAUUCCUCCAAGUCUCCAAGCAGGGAUGAGUUCGAGUUUUUCUUUACUACUCCAGGACCGCUUAGAUAAGCUUUUUAUUGGAUGUAAAAUGCACGCAAACUUAAAAUAAGGAUCUCGAGUACAUGUUCUCGUCGUUUCAUAUGUGACUCUUUUGUAGUCAUUUUUCCAUCCAAAAUCAUGCCUUUACUCGCUUGGUGCAAGCUGAUGUUUCUAUUCCACUCUGUAUCAUCUUGGAGACCAUGUCGUUAUUUUAUCAACCUAACCUAGGAAAGCCAUGUCCAAUCAUUUUCUUGAACUGGAUGCCUUUGGUUUUCUCAUAUCUUUCGAAGGCAUACCAACUUAAUCUUAUGAUUGUUUUCCCUCCGUAUCUAAUCAAAUACUAAUCCUUAAUCUUAUAAUCUUUGCGAUAGGCAUAGAAAUAUGCUUGGGGCUAAAAUAACAGUCUUCCAUCGUACUCCUUUCAUCAAAUUUAGGUUAUGGCCAUGUCUUAUUCGUAUCAUUGGCCAUGAUCUAUUUGACUCUCUACUCAUAAUUAUUCUGACAGGUAGAGUCUCUUUGUAUAUUGUCACCCUUGCUCAAUCCAUUUGUCUCGCGCGAGAUGUCUUAUUGGUUACGUCUGGUAAUGGUGUUAUGACUAAAACCGAUGGUGCCGCGAUGAAACCGAGGGCCUCCUGUGAAUGUACACACAUGGUUGUGCUGCUCGGCACGCGCUGGUAUCACGGUGAGUAGUUGUAAUCCAUUAUGAGGCUAUAUCAAUGUGUUAUCUUGGCACAAUCUAGUUUUGUCAUGCGGAAUUCAUUAUUGGUGUUGUUCGGUAAUGGUGUCACGAUUAAUGAUUUGUGGUGCCGCCGCGAAACUGAGAGCCCCUUGUGAAAGUACACGCAAGGUUAUGCUGCUUGGCGCAUGCUGGUAUCGAGGUCUUUGGUCAUGAUCCAUUGUGGAACUACAUUGAUGUGUGAUCUUCCGUGGACUCCUCCCUUGAAACGAAUUUUGUGUCGUUUGCUGAAACAAUCCAACAACAUAUGCCAUCACUAUUGAAUCAAAAGAGUAUAUAACUCUGAUAUAUUCCUUGGUAAAUUUUCUACCCAUUUAGAAAUCUCCAACAAAAAUCAAAACCUAUAUGUGUUUGGAUCAUGUGAUAAAAAUCCAUCUUCCCAUGUGUGGUCGCAUGUCUUUUGACUCAAGUGGUGACUGCACACAUACAAGUUCCCUUUGCAUCCUUUAUUUUAAAGGUGAAGCCUUGAAGCUUUUUAAUGUUGGAAGACAACUAUUAGUUCUCAAGAUGGAGAAUUGUUUUCUUUCCUACUGAGUUGCAGGAGUUUAUUCAUUUUCUCUCUUAUCCAAUACAUGUGUUCCCUAACCAAGUCAUUCCAUCUCAGAUGAAGAAAUGGAUGAACAACCUGACUGAAUGGAUCUUUAUCUAAAUACAUGGCCUCCUGCUAGCAAACGUGAACUCUCGACCAUUAGAUUGCCGAUGGGUAAUAAGAGGACUUGCUCAAUGUCAAAAGUAGUUCAACAAGUUGGUUUUACUAACUUGUAACUACCCAAUGAACAAAGGUUGAGUUUAGAGAUCGUUUAUCGAGUUGUCUAAACUCACUUUAGUUCAGCCUAUCUUGAAGAGACCCUUGUGAAGAUCAAGUGAAGGUUAUGAACAUAUGCGCAGAUCUUAUGCCAUAUUGGAUUAUAUUAUGAGCAUAUGUAUCUUAACUUUAUCUUGUUGGCCGAGGCACUUUGCCAUCCUCAGCUGACUGAUAACAUCCUGACCACAGUUCUAGUCGUGCCUCAAUCGCCUCACAUGUGAUUUUCUAACAUGUGUGAUCAAGCCGAGCCGUGCUUAGUGCUUGAUAAAAUGGAUUGGACACGAGGUCAACAUCUACAGAUCCCUUCAUUCCUUGAAUCUCUAUCAUUUUUCUUGGACUUGGAUUCCCUGGCUAACCACGAGUUAAUUGUGAUGUUAUUCGACAUCCAUCCUCGUCUUAUGUGCUAGGAAUUGCUAUCCAUUUGUCCACCGUUCUCAACAGACUCAGAUAGUACAGUGUUAUUAGAAAAAAAAACAAACUGCACACAUGUAGCCUUAUGUGUUCUUCUAGCUGAUGUCGUCUCUAUUGAUGGACAUCCCUAAUUAGCUUAAAAUGAUACAUGCUAUACCCACUUGAGGAACCAACAUCUUGGAGUACUCAUCUCUACUCGGAACUGUCUUAUGCUAUCACUAUUAUGGACAGGGUUACACGCCUCUCUACUCUUAGAAGUCUUUCGUUCUGAAUCUCGGGACGAGAUUCUUUUAAGGGGGGAAGGCUGUAACACCCCAGGUGUUUAUCGUCUACUCGACUACGAGCGUGGACGUUAACACGUGAUAGCUGUGAAUGUAAAGGUCACUAAAUUUUAACCAUCCUCGUCUAUCACGAUUUUGAUAUCGUGCAUGUCUCCAUCUGUCUAAAUGUUCCUAAUUUAUUCUGCAAAAAUUCAGACUUUGGUAAUUUUCGGAACAUCGAAUCCAGUAUCGUUUGGGUUGAGCAUCGACGUCUUGCCCAAACUAUAAUCUUUGAAAUCAGAUCUGGUUCCUAAACUUUGUUUCAAAUUCUUUCACGCUUGCCUUGCACGUGUCUCUCUGUAGCCUGGCAUCGUGGCGCGUGGCUGGUGCUAACCGGUGCCUGGACAGCGCACAACCUCUCGCCCACGUGAACAUUGUGUGACGUCGUUCGAUUUGAUCCAUCGACAUCUCAUCUAAACCUUAUCUCAUGUACUAUCGAACAGGUUCGUAGUGAUUCGAUUCAAUUAUACCCGGUCAGACCCUAGUUUUGGAUUUAUAAUUAAGAUUUAUUCCUUCAGUAAAUUAUCUGACUUUAAAUCAAAUCAUGCGUAGUCUAAAAUUGUUUGGCAGAUAUCUUUUGUUUCGUCCUGUUUACAUCUCGCUUAGAUUUAAACCGCAGAACUAAAUCAUCCGUGUAUCUUUAAUUAAAAAAAUAUAGAAAAUCCUCUUUAUCUCCAUGUCGGCCAACAUGUUGUUAGCCUUAUCCAAUCAACAUCCUACCUUGUUCCUUAUCUACUCUUUUCCUUGGAACAAAAAUCCCAUACGUUGCCUCCUCCCUUGCUGUGACGCACGGCUCCUGGAAGCCUCUCUCCCCACCGCAUCUUCUAUCUUCGGUUCCUUGCUCUGCACCGCCUCCUGCUCAUCCAUAUCCCAUGGUGCCCAGCCGAGCAGCCCAUGGAGGCUUCCUCCCCACGCCCAACCCUCUCUACUGGUGGCCGCCGCUCCAAGUCCUCUCGUCGCCUAUGGCUGCCUCCUCUGUUCGAUCCGUGGCGCUAUCGUGGGUUCGCGCCCAGCUCCAUCUCGGCCUCCAGCUCGCCAACAGCCCUCUUCCAUGGAUGGCGAUUUUCUUUCCUGCAGCAAGAAGCCAUGCCGCAGUCCUCUCUCUCAGUUUCCUCUCACGGCUAUGGACAUCGGUUGUUCCUUCCCUCCCAUGGCCGCCCCAACUCCUUCCAUGGACGCCAAUAGCAGCAGCCCCUCGCUGCCGGACAUCCUCUGGUAGUCCCGCACCAUCCGCACCCGUAUGGUGUUUGAUAAAAUGUCCAAGUGGAGUGCCGUGUCAUGGACAACCCUAUUAGCGUCAUGGGAUGUUUGGUAUUUUGCGCAGCCCAUCCACGACACCGUCGACCCUCGGUGAGGUUUCAUUCUUGCUUUGCCGUUUCAUCGAUCGACGUAUAUUUGCUAACAUAAAUUGUGUUUAUGUGCCUAUGUGUGUUGAGGAGCGAAAUCCGUGGAAUCUGAGUGAAGAAGAAACAGAGCACGUCCGUCACUUACUAGCUGCUGGGUGAAAGGAUUGAAUCGGCUAUCAUGGUCGUUUAGUGCCGAUCGAGUCAACUUUAGUCAUGGUACGUUAAUUAAUCACGUGAUGUGAAGGACAAGAGCUGGAUUAAUCACAAGACGAUGCUGAUGGACGAAGCUAAAGUGGAUGAAUCAACAAGUGCCAGGAUGGGAGAUACUCACCAAGUGAUCGUCAUUUAACAACACUAACAUAGUGUUAUCCCAGGUUAUAAUUUUAUUCUGUUGUGGAUGCUGCUAAGUGCCGGUGGGCUCGGCCUUCUUCUAUAAGUAUAUCCCGUCUUUAGUUUCUCUAUUGAGGAUUGUCACUUAAGCUAGCAUGUAUUUUAAAACUUAUAAAUAUUUUAUACAUUUUAAAUUGUAAUUCUUUUUAAUCAUUUUCUUUUGUAAUCACUCCGAUAAUUGUAUAAUGUAAAAUUAUUGUAACAUGUAA